AUGGCGAACCCUGCUCCAGGCGAAAUGUCGCUGAACAAGCUAAUCUCCUCAAUGAACGCAUCUUUAUCCCCUCCCACCUACGUCUUCCUCACCCUCCCUUCCAACAACGGCGACACCCUCCUCCAGUCACUUCGACGAGCCGAGAUGCUCUUCCGGGAAGAUGAAGGCUGGACCGUGAUCAUGACUCAAGAAGACGCCGAAUCCAUCGGUCUGAUCUCCAAUGACACCUUCCGCUGCCGCAAAAUCACUCUAAAUGUGCAUUCAAGUCUCGAUGCUGUAGGUUUCAUUGCCGCGGUUGCUACCCGGCUGGCAAGCUUGGGCAUGGGCGUCAACCCGGUUAGUGGGUACUAUCAUGAUCAUCUUUUCGUACCCGUAGGAAAGGAGGACGCUGCGAUGAGUGAGUUGAGGGCGAUGGCUGCUGAGCAACAUGCUUGA
Molecule: messenger RNA, 435 nt
Organism: Baudoinia panamericana UAMH 10762
Lineage: Eukaryota; Fungi; Ascomycota; Dothideomycetes; Mycosphaerellales; Teratosphaeriaceae
Exons: 1
Coding region: 1-435 (144 amino acids)
Source: RefSeq, a predicted model, not a curated record